AUGAAGCAAGGAGGAGCCGCCUCCACCACGGGCCAUGGAGCGACGGCGGCGGCGGCAGCAGCAGCUCCCUCCUCCGCCGGCGGCGGGCUGGAGCCGGCGGGCGUCGAGGCGACGGAGAAAGUGGUCCACUCCCGCUCGCAGGUGCUGUUCUCGGGCGGCGGCACGAAAGCGCUGGGCGACGCCUUCAAGCUCCUGGUGCCCAAGUCGACGGAGUUCAUGAGCUCGGACGCCGAGCUGUGGAACUUCCUGUGCAGCCUCAAGCACCAGUUCUCGCCCGUCAUCCUCCGCAGCAAGGACGUCUACGGCUACGCCUCCUGCCGGGCGGUGGUGCCGGACAUACCCCGAGGCGCGGCGGCGGCGGCGGCGGCGGGGGGCAGAAAGUGCCGGCCCUGGAGGAGAGCCGCCGCCAGGGGGAGGCGCCUGCGAGUCGCCGCCGCCGCCGCCGCCCGGGGAGGAGCGGCAGGAGGCGGCGGCGGCGGGGCGAAGAGGGCGGUGAAGAAGCGCUGCCUGGCGGCGGCGGCGGCGGCAACCCCUCCUCAGGCGGCGCCAUCCCAAGUUGCCUUCCCCGAUGCCCAGGGGCGGGAAGAGACUCGGCCGCGGCCCCUAAGCGGUGUGAGGGAGACGGGGGCAGCCCCUGCCUCCUCGCCCCUCCCCGCCGUGCCGUGGGCCCCUCCUCCUCCCCGGGGCAGGUCCCUGGAGGAGAUCUGGCGGGCGGCCGCCCCGCGCCUCGCCGCCUUCCCCACCUUCCGAGUCCGGGGGAACGUGUGGAACCGGCGCAGCCUGGAAGCCAACCGGCGCAGGGCGCAGCGCAUCCUGCGAGUCGACUUGGCCCCCGUCGUCAGGAUGAGCCGCUUCCCGCUGGCCAGAUGCUGA
Messenger RNA from Euleptes europaea (tarantolino), 873 nucleotides. RefSeq names its product coiled-coil domain containing 71 like (gene CCDC71L). The transcript has a single exon. Bases 1 to 873 code for a protein of 290 amino acids. Lineage: Eukaryota; Metazoa; Chordata; Lepidosauria; Squamata; Sphaerodactylidae. The record is from RefSeq and is a predicted model, not a curated record.